Messenger RNA from Selaginella moellendorffii, 447 nucleotides. RefSeq names its product indole-3-acetic acid-amido synthetase GH3.5. Bases 1 to 447 code for a protein of 148 amino acids. NCBI's taxonomy places the organism in Eukaryota, Viridiplantae, Streptophyta, Lycopodiopsida, Selaginellales, Selaginellaceae. Gene Ontology annotation, cellular component: cytoplasm. Gene Ontology annotation, molecular function: acid-amino acid ligase activity. The record is from RefSeq and is a predicted model, not a curated record. The transcript has a single exon.
AUGUGCAUAAACAACGAGACCGUGGACGAGCAAAUGCUACAAAACGUGGUGAACAAGGUCUCAAAGGAUGCCGGAGUUGAAGUGUUGGACUUCAUGAUCUAUGGCGAUCCAGCUGCCGUUCCUCCUUCCUACACGAUCUUCUGGGAGCUCGGGAAUGCCAAAGACUACUCCAAAACUCAAGUCUUGGAGCAGUGCUGUGCCAACGUACUUAAGUCUUUCAAUCCAGAGCAUACGAGAAAAGGCACGGACGGGCUGAUCGAUUCGUUCGAGCUGGUGAUUGUCAAGAAAGGAACGUUUGAGAGGCUGAUGGAGGAGGCUGUCAAGAACGGCGCGUCUCCAGCUCAGUACAAGACCCCUCGCUGCGUCGCGUCCUCGAGAAUAUUGGAAGCUCUCAACUCUGGACGCGUUCACAGCUACAAGAGCUCUGCAAUGUCGAAAGUCAACUAG